This is a messenger RNA of Saprolegnia parasitica CBS 223.65, 941 nucleotides long. RefSeq lists its product as hypothetical. The transcript has a single exon. Gene Ontology annotation, biological process: positive regulation of ribosomal protein gene transcription by RNA polymerase II. Gene Ontology annotation, molecular function: RNA polymerase II cis-regulatory region sequence-specific DNA binding; DNA-binding transcription factor activity, RNA polymerase II-specific. Lineage: Eukaryota; Oomycota; Saprolegniomycetes; Saprolegniales; Saprolegniaceae. The coding region runs from base 12 to 941 and encodes 309 amino acids. The record is from RefSeq and is a predicted model, not a curated record.
CAACGGACGAGAUGCUGCGCCCGAGCGCGGCCGACGUCCAAGAAGCCGCUUUGGCCUUCGCGAUGCAGCGCUCAGCGAUGGAGACGUACGAGAUGGCGGCGGACAAGCGUCCCAAGGCAACGAAGGCUGCCUACAGCGCGAAGGCCCAGGAGUACGUCGACUGGUUCAAGGCCAAACCCGGAAAUGCCAACAAGCUCCCGCUCGUUGACGCGCAAACGCUCCACUACUUCAUCAAGGAUAAAGUCAUUGGACGCACGGCGCGCCCGAAGACGAAGAAGGACACUGGCGCAGGGUCGACGAAGGAGUCCACCAAGGUCAUCGGCUACGCCACCGUCAAGCAGUACGUCAACGCCAUAGUCGACCUCUAUCAAGAGCAAGUGCGCCAACGUGCCAACACCAAUCCCCACCCGCGCAACAAUCUCGUCAAGACAUUGCUGAAGCAAGUAUCGCUCGCCGAAGACGAGCGCAAGCGCGCCAACUACGAAGACCGCGGCGCCGGUACGCUCAUAGAUGGCUAUACGACGCAAGAGCAGUUAAGCCAAAUCGCGAAGCACUAUUGGACUCCGGCAUCUUUCUUCGGCGUUCGGCUCCGCGAUUGGCUUGCGUUCGCUCUUUCGCACUACUACUUGCUGCGCGGCGAGACGGCACGCAUGCUCGAGCUCGCGGACUUACAGUCGGUGCAAUUGGAGAACGAAGGUACUAGCAAGUGCGUUGCAGUCAUCGCCGUUCAGCGCCAAGGCAAGACAAACCAGCAUGGCCGCGUGGAGUUGGCCGUAUGUUUGCGCGCCAAGGAUGUGUCUGUGUGCCCGCAGGCUGCGAUGGCGUGCUACCUUUUCUGGCGCUGGCACGUCGAAGGCGAGCCCUUCCCCGUGAUGACCACGAGUGCCGACUGGUACGGGUACAAGCUGCUCAAGAGCGGCAAGAACCCGAAAAAGAGAUGA